AGGACGCUGGUGGACAUCAUGAUUAAUGACGUCAGUGUAAAUCCGUCUCAGCGGACGUCGAAGAAGCGGCUAACGUCAAACAAGUUCGGCCACAACACGGCUCGGUGCUGUUUCUCCUGGAACAAGGGGUAAACCCGACCCGUGGAGCUGCUAUUGCUGCCAACCUAUCCAAGCCAUCUGAGAGCCUAGAUCUCCGGCCAGUAUGUCCAGUGACCCUCCCCCUCCGUACCCCGGAGGUCCCAGUGCCCCCCUCAUUGAGGAAAAGAAUGGACAACCUGGGACAGUAAGAACUACUCAGCCACAAGGCCAGCCCAUGGUUCCAGAUUAUGGCCCUCCCCCCUAUGAAGGUCCACAACCAGGCUUCCUACCUCCACAUGUACCAGGGGAAGGACCCAUGCCCAUGCCAAUGCCUCCACCAAUGCAAGGAAUGGCCUAUCCACCACCUCCAGGUCACUUUGCCUAUCCAAUGCCUCCACCAGUACAAGGUGGCCCGUACCCACCACCGCCAGGUCACUUCGCUCAGCCGGUGCCAGGACAGAUGGGUCCAGGUCCGAGUCACUUUGUCCACAUGGGAGGUCACACAGCGACCGUCCUGGCUCCUCCGGGCGCCGCCACCACUGUGACCGUCCUGCAGGGCGAGAUGUUUCAGACCUCACCGGUGCAGACCGUGUGUCCGCACUGUCAGCAGGCGAUCGUCACCCGCAUCUCUCAUGACGUCGGGCUCAUGAACACGCUCUUCUGCCUCUUCUGCUUCUUUGUUGGGUGUGAUCUCGGCUGUUGCUUGAUUCCCUGUCUGAUCGAUGACCUCAAGGAUGUGACACACACCUGCCCUAACUGUAAGGGCUACAUCUACACAUACAAGCGCAUCUGCUAACCACCGACAGCUUUUCUGCCACAGAACCUGCGUACAUGCACACAUUCACAAAAACUCUCAGCUCCCCCUGCUGGUAGUAGCGGCAGACCCCACCGCCACCCCAUUUUGUGUCGCCCUCUUACGUCGUAAGU
Fundulus heteroclitus (mummichog) is the source of this 1005-nucleotide messenger RNA. RefSeq names its product cell death-inducing p53 target 1 (gene cdip1). Gene Ontology annotation, molecular function: zinc ion binding. The record is from RefSeq and is a predicted model, not a curated record. NCBI's taxonomy places the organism in Eukaryota, Metazoa, Chordata, Actinopteri, Cyprinodontiformes, Fundulidae. Gene Ontology annotation, biological process: intrinsic apoptotic signaling pathway in response to DNA damage by p53 class mediator; tumor necrosis factor-mediated signaling pathway. The transcript is spliced from 6 exons. The coding region runs from base 203 to 874 and encodes 223 amino acids.